Messenger RNA from Camellia sinensis, 1876 nucleotides. RefSeq names its product cytochrome P450 94A1. NCBI's taxonomy places the organism in Eukaryota, Viridiplantae, Streptophyta, Magnoliopsida, Ericales, Theaceae. The record is from RefSeq and is a predicted model, not a curated record. Gene Ontology annotation, molecular function: heme binding; oxidoreductase activity, acting on paired donors, with incorporation or reduction of molecular oxygen; monooxygenase activity.
UAUUAUCCAUCAUAUGAUAAAGUGACAACUACCUAACCUUCCACUCUUCUUGCAUUCUCUUUCUCAUCUGUUGCUCAAAAGAAACAUAUCCAAAAUGUUGGAACUUGACACUUCUCUCUCCAUUUUCACCAUUUCUCUCUCCUUCCUCUCUCUCCUGCUCUACUACUACAUCUUAUGUUCUCACUCCCAUCCGUCCAAUAAAGCCCCAUGUCCACAAUCAUACCCAAUAAUUGGAAACAUCAUCGGCUUCCUCCGCAACCGCCACCGCUUCCACGACUGGGUUGCCGACAUGCUCUGCACCACCCCAUCUCUCACCCUCCAAGUCAACGGCUUCCUCGGCCUCUUCCACGUCAUCUGCACUGCCAACCCCGCCAACCUCGACCACUUCCUCCGCUCCAACUUCCCUAACUACGCCAAAGGCUCCCGCUUCUCCUCAGUUCUCCAAGAUCUCCUUGGCCACGGCAUCUUCAACGUGGACGGCCACCUUUGGACCGUCCAACGCAAGAUCGCUAGCCACGAAUUCAACACCAACUCACUCAAACACUUCAUCUCCAACACGGUCCAGUCCCAUCUCUCCAACCGCUUGAUUCCACUCCUCUCCAACGCUUGCAAAAACGACACAAUUAUCGAUUUGCAAGACGUUUUUCGAAGGUUUGCUUUUGACAACAUAUGCAACGUCGCAUUUGGCAUCGACCCUGCAUGGUUGGGGUCUGCUGUUGACGAAAUAACUGCUAAAAAAUUGGCGAAUUCAUCCUUCAUUCAUGCGUUUGAUUAUGCAGUCGAGGCAAGUUCAGAUAGAUUCAUGUCCCCGGUGGCUGCAGUAUGGAAGAUCAAGAGAUUUCUCAACAUUGGAAGUGAGAGAAAAUACAAAGAAGCUGUUGCAGUCAUCAAUGAUUAUGCUAUGAGCAUAAUUAGAUCCAAAGAAGAGAGAGAUCAAGAACGCACCCAAGAUUUGUUAUCAAGAUUUAUGUUUUCCACCUCCGAUUUCGGGUUCCAUGAUCAAGAUGAGAGGAGGAAGUUCUUGAGAGACAUAGUGAUUAGCUUCAUUCUUGCAGGUAAGGACUCAACCUCAACCGCAUUGACUUGGUUCUUUUGGUUACUCGCCGGCCACCCUCGAUGCGAACGGCUGAUUUACAAUGAAUUAUCGUUGGCAUCGCCGUCAAAUUCGCCGGACAAGUUCAGUUAUGAUGAGCUGAAGAAGCUUCAUUACUUGCACGCAGCGAUAUCAGAGUCACUGCGACUGUUUCCGCCAGUACCGAUCAAUACCAGAUUGGUACUGGCGGAUGAUAUUUUGGUUGAUGGGACCCCCGUGGGGAAAGGGUGGUUUGCAGAUUACUCAGCAUAUGCAAUGGGGAGGAUGGAGAGGCUGUGGGGAUCAGAUUGUAGGGAGUUCAAGCCAGAGAGGUGGUUGGAUGGUGAUGGGGUUUUUCAGCCGUCUGAUCAGUUUAAGUUUGCUGUGUUUCAUUGUGGGCCCAGGAUGUGUUUGGGGAAGGAGAUGGCUUAUGUGCAGAUGAAGUCUGUUGCUGCGGCUGUGAUGUAUGAGUUUGAGAUCGAGGCCGUUGAUGGGGGUGGGCAUGCACAGAGGAUGAUGGACCCGCCUUACACCUUAUCUCUUCUACUGAAGAUGAGAGGUGGCUUGCAUGUUCGGUUGAGGAGAAGGCAACAGCCCACCAAACCAACCACAGCCCCUCACUUGGUUGACUCCAAUUAAGAUCAUGGUUUGGACACGUGGCAGAUAAGGAAAGGCAGUCUGCAUGUAUAUAUAGUGGUGUGUGCAAGUUAAAUAAAUAAAAUAUUUAACAUAUAUUAAUUGUAAUUCCAAGUGAUAAGAAUCUUCCUUAUUAAAUUUGUGGUUCUGAGUUUAAGUCUUGGCCCA